Labrus mixtus (cuckoo wrasse) is the source of this 2750-nucleotide messenger RNA. It is a transcript of the gene lmcd1, whose product is annotated as LIM and cysteine-rich domains 1. The transcript is spliced from 7 exons. The record is from RefSeq and is a predicted model, not a curated record. The coding region runs from base 227 to 1321 and encodes 364 amino acids. Gene Ontology annotation, molecular function: zinc ion binding. Lineage: Eukaryota; Metazoa; Chordata; Actinopteri; Labriformes; Labridae.
GACAGCAGGAAUGAGAUGAAAGUCUAGACGGUGAAAGUGCAGUGGGCUGUGGAGAGCCGGCGGAGCAGAGCGGCGGCAGGAGCGACUGUGGGCGGGGAGAGAGGAAGUGUGGUCGACAGGAGAGGAAUUUAAAGUCCCAUUGUUCUGGAAGAGCUGAAGAGAGAGAGAGAGCUGAAGAGAAGAAGAGUGAGAACACCGACAGAGAGACAGACAGACAGCGGACAACAUGGACGUGAGCUCAGCCAUGGAGAAGAUGUCAGUGAAGCAGACUGCGGGAGGCUCAUAUCUCGUAUGUAAGCAAAGGUGUUCUGGACUCCAGCCACAUUCUUGGAGGAAAGCCUGUAUCGCCUGCGGCUGCAGCACGGUCGACCACGCUCCUGGAAAUGAUGUUGAAGAUGAUCAGCGAAUGGGACGCCUGCUCGCAGACUCCCCAUAUGCCCAUUUAACAGCAAAGGUCAAAGGCGGUGGCGGCCUACGCAUGUACAAGAGGAACCGUAUGAUCGUGACCAAUCCUGUGGUGUCGCGUAAAGACCCGACCUUCAACACCACGACUUACGACUGGGCGCCAGCCGGCCUCAACCAGACGCUGGCGAUGCAGUACAUGGAGCUCAUCCCAGAGAAACAACGUCCUGUUUCGGGGACAGAUGGAGUGCUGGAGCGACGCAGGCAGCUCUUCAGUCAGCUUCCGGUCUACGACAACGACCCCAUGAAGUGUCAGAGCCUGACAACUGAGGAGGAGAUUUCCUCCAUGCUGCUCUUUGUGAAGCACUACAAACAGGAAGUGCUCGGAGUCGGGGAGGUGGCCUUGCCUGGCGAGGGCGGAGCUCUGAGGGAAGCAGCCAUUCAGAGGACGGCAAAGGAGGCCAAAGAUCGCAGCAACAGCGACAGGAAGGAUUCUCUGGAGCACCAGGGACAUGACUCGACCAAUAACGGCUCUGCACCUGCUUCUGGUCCCACUAACGGAACAGAUGGCAGCACCAAGACUGAAUUUCGUUGCUCUGGUUGCCUUAAAGAGGUUGCCAAAGAGAAUCCAGCUGUUUAUGCCGAGCGAGCCGGUUACAACAACGCCCUGUGGCAUCCCACUUGCUUCAAAUGUUCAGAGUGUGGCCUGGGAUGCGUGGACUUGGUCUACUUCUGGUCCAAUCAGAAGCUUUUUUGUGGAAGACACUACUGUCAGACGGUCUGGCCGAGAUGCUCGGGCUGUGAUGAGUUAAUCUUUUGCCCGUCCUUUCAUACAUCAAAAGAUGGCCAGACGUGGCAUCAUGAACAUUACUGCUGCUGGAAGUGCGGGCAACACCUGGAUACACCGUGUCAGCACUGAGACGACGCCUGUCAGUACUGAGACGCCGCCUGUCAGUACUGAGACGACGCCUGUCAGUACUGAGACGACGCCUGUCAGUACUGUAUUAAACCCACUUUGAUGUUCAGAUUUGAUAAGUUUAAGCACUGCACAAGAGCAGAAGUACAAGAUGCUACAGAAAUAUUGAAUCAGUACUGAAAUUAUUUUAUUUUUUGUGUGAGAGAACACAAAAUUUUAUUACAGGAAAUCUGUUUUCAGCAGUGGUUGGUUGGAUUGUCUUGUAAUAAACUAGUGAACAAAGUGAGAGCUUAAAUAUUUGGUUGACAUUAAGUAUUCCAGAUGAAUCUUUAUGAGUUAUUAUUGAUGUUUAAAAUGCUUAAAGUGACACUGAAGUUCUCAAAUAUGUGUUCAGUUGAGCCCACUAGUGUUUGAAGUACUUCAGGAUAUGUUUAAAUGACUCAAAGUGUUUAAAGUGCUUCUGGACAUUUUGAAUUUUUAGCACUUCAAUAGCCGACAGUGAAGAGAGCCAGAUGUUGUGGUUUCAGUCUGCAGAGCGUCGGAAACAAACUGCGGUUUCAGAGGAGGAAACAAAUGACACAAAAAUGAAUGGAGUAGUAAACAAGAUUAAAACUGUAAUGUUACUAAAAAAUCAACAAUAGCAAGAUUUAUACAACAAAAAUGUACUUGUGUGCUUUUAGCCAAUGACUGACUGAAUGGUUGAUUAUUUUACAUAUUUAAAAUGCCAACGCUCACAAACUUUAUUAUAAGUUUUAAUCAAACAGAUGAUGUUCUAAUUGCAUUCAUUACUGAGCACUUUGAGGAUCGACUGCCCCUUAAAGGAAGAAUUUGCAACUUUUUGAUCCAGUAGAUCCGGUAGAUAGUUGAUCCCGUCCUUGAGCACCAGCAUGAAAACAAAACAAACUACUGUUUGACCACACCUCCGCCAUACUGAAGCCCCUGCUCUCCUACAGCGAUACAUCUCCAACCCCUCUACACUCGCAUUUGAAUGAAGGAGUUAUCAAAUUGGAACGCGUCAUAAUUAAGUACUGAGCGCAAGCGGCGGACAAAGUUGUCCUUGUCUCGAGCUGCAUUGUUGUGUUAGCAGGCUAACGUUAGCGCUCUUUAGUUAGCUCGUAGCUUCACAUUGCAUGUACAUUUACACAGAAUGAGCGUGAUCUAAAAAUGCUUACGUGACAUCCAAAUAAGCAGUGAGUAUGUUCUUCUUCUUUUCUCUAUUCCCUCACUCAAACAGCUUUGUACACAAGGGGAGGAGCCGACCAUCCCGUCCAUGUAAACACGUCUCUGACAACAACACAGCCAGCGGGACUCGAGCUUCUCACUCAUUGUAGACAGUCAUGACUGAGAGAGACAUUUACACAGGAUACACAGGAUAUACAGGAUAUACGACUAAAGUAGUCGACUUUGGAAAUAGACAUACUGUACUAUCCAU